AUGAGAGACACAGAGUAUCCCAAAGUGGUUCGUGCGCUUGAAGAGCGUGUUGAGCACCUGGAAAAGAAAGGUGCUUGUUCCAGUGAUCCACAAGAACAUGUCAUAUUACAAAUUCAGCAAGAUCCUCAAAAGAGUACUGAGCGCUACAUCCAGGAUGGCAUCAAAGAAGGCUUGGAAACCCUCCACGUCAAAGUAAAUCGACUGAGGUUGCAAUUGAAAGAAGCAAACGAUGCCAUUGAUUACAAUGUUGUGUUGGUCAGUCUGCUUGGAGAAUCGAAUGUUGAUGAGGAAGGAGCUGAUGAUGAUCACAGUAGCUCCGGGUCUGGCUUUGGUACCAAUGAUUUGUGUACCUGA
This is a messenger RNA of Melampsora larici-populina 98AG31, 354 nucleotides long. RefSeq lists its product as uncharacterized. NCBI's taxonomy places the organism in Eukaryota, Fungi, Basidiomycota, Pucciniomycetes, Pucciniales, Melampsoraceae. The record is from RefSeq and is a predicted model, not a curated record. The transcript has 2 exons. The coding region runs from base 1 to 354 and encodes 117 amino acids.